AAAACGAUCAAAACCGAGAGCAACCUUCAAGAAGUGUACGUUUACGCUUGGAAACGUGCAUGACGUCACGAACGGUGACUAAAGUAUUAAUGAAUAUUAAUGCUGCCAUCCGAUCGAAAGUGCAGUUUUACCAUUGUCGCCAAUACAAGGAAAACCUUGUUCCCUAAUUCUCUUAUUCCGUCAUUAUGCUAUAGUGACACCAUUAUUUAAAAGAUUUAACAAAGUUCAACAAAAAGUAAACAGUUUGUGUACACGUGAAACGUAAACAUGCCUUUUAAAAAUGACUUGCUGUUACUGUUAAAGCCAUAUUACUUUGUUAAUAUUUUAUUGAGUUUGUCAUAUCUUGCAGCUAAAAAACUGCCAGUUUUAUGUUACAUUUUAUUUGAAACUGCAUCGCCACAAUGUGAAUUGGACACUAGAGAGUCUGAAAUACUCUUCUUCCUUCUAAUAGUUGUCGUGAUCAGAACAAAGAAAGCAGGAAGUGUGACAAUGAUAAAUUAUUUAACAUCAAGCUUCAUGUACAAUAAAGUUGCAAAUCUUAUACUCUGGUUUUAUGCCGACGUACGGUUGGGAAUUGUAUAUGGAAUUCUCUUUGUAUUGCUGGGAAUGUUAUUGCCUGAACCAACAUACUCAGGUCCAGAGAAUGUCGUGUAUUUCCGAACAGCUGCAGGGUUAGAGGAAGAACUACAAAGGGAUAAAAAGAUUACUUGGCUUGUUGUGUUCUAUACAGUGUGGAAUCCAUCAUGUACCAACUUUGCCCCAAUAUUUGCACAAAUUUCAGCACAGUAUGUUCUAGAAAACCUGAAAUUUGGAAAGAUUGAUGUGGGUCGCUACCCUGAUGCAGCCAAGAAGUAUAAUAUUAAUGAUUCAUCCAUGAGUCGUCAGCUACCAACAGUGAUACUGUUCAAGAAUGGUAAAGAAGUAACUAGAAGACCAGCUGCAGAUAACAGAGGGAAACUUAUCAAAUUCUUCUUUUCUGAGGAUAACAUGAAAGCAUCAUUUGAUUUGAACCAUUUGUAUAAUGAAUGUAAGGCUAAUCUAUUAAAAAAGAAGAAAGGUGCUACUGAGAACAAGAUAGAAGACCAGAAUAGUCAUAUUAAAUCAGAAUAGAGUUAGAAAUUAUUUCACUAGUCAUAAUUUAGAAACACAACAGACAUUGAGUGAGAUUAUAAUUCCAUGAUGUAAAGAACUUGAAAUGUGUGAAUGCAUGCCUCAUGUUACACUCAGUGCCAUAGUGACACCUGCCAUUAAACAUACUGAGGUGAGCUUUGAAUUCACUUAGAAGUAUUUUAGUUAAGUAUUUUCUUGUGUAAUGCAUGCAUUUGUAAGCAAUUUUUUUGAAACUUAUAAAACACUGAUGUGUAAAUUACAGACAUAUGAAAGAUAGUAUAAUAUCUGUUAUAUGCAUUAGCUUUUUAGACACACUGUAUGUUGUACAGAGGAUUAUAAUUUUAUUUUAGAAGUAUAUAAAACAUAUUUACAGUAAUAUGUACAGAUGCAUUCUCUGUCUGUGCUUUUUCAGUGUCCAAGCUGCGGGACCUGUUAGCAGUUUUAGUAAAUUGGGCUGUUUAAGCAUAAAAUGCAAGGCCUGGUGAAAUAAUAAAAGUGUAACAAUACUGUCACGAGUAGUGACUAUGAAGGCUACUGUAGUCUAAAAUGUGACAGGUGUAAUUCAAUAGGUAGGUACCAGUGUUUCAGUGAAACAUGCUGCCUCUGUCUUUGGGGAAAAGGAAUCUUGUACCCUAAAACUGGAGGCACCAAGUUUCUUGGAAAGCUUGGUAUCUAAUGCACUAAACUACACAGCAUCAUACCCAACAAUACAGUAGUCUGGAUGGUCAGUUCAGUUCCUGCCAGGACUGAUGAGACUGCUCUCUUCUCUUU
Molecule: messenger RNA, 1881 nt
Organism: Cryptotermes secundus
Lineage: Eukaryota; Metazoa; Arthropoda; Insecta; Blattodea; Kalotermitidae
Product: thioredoxin-related transmembrane protein 2 homolog
Exons: 5
Coding region: 268-1110 (280 amino acids)
Cellular component (GO): membrane-bounded organelle
Molecular function (GO): disulfide oxidoreductase activity
Source: RefSeq, a predicted model, not a curated record